CUGCCAGCGCCGGCCAUGGCCCGUGACCGCGGCCCGCCCGUGCUGCGGCAGCCGCCCGCUGCCCGCCUCCCGCCCGCCGGGCCGCCCGCCGAGCCCCGCGCCUGGGCCGGGCUGGGGGCCGGGCUGUGGCCGGCGCUGCUGGUGGGGCUGCUGGCCGCGCUGCUCGCCUGGCUCUGGUACGGCCGCGCCGACGGGCGAGGCGCGGAGGGCGGCGAGGGACGGAGCCCGCGGGCCGGGGCCGAGCAGCCGGCUGCAGAGGCUCUUCUGGGAAGCAAGGAGCAAGUGCUGCUGGAGGCCAAGGCUGCUGCGCUGUCCAGCCCUCAGAAGUCAGGAGAGGAUCUGGCAGCUCUACGGAGGAAAGAAUUCAACCACGUUCAAAGUGGUGGAGUUUCUGCCGAAACUCUGGAGACGGAGCAGCUUCUCCCAAAGCAGGGCACAACCGACCCCAGGGAGCGUCCAGCUGAUGCUCAUGGCAGCCAGGCCAGUGAAUUGAGACCCCAGACAGAACAGGCAAGCCAUGGAUGGUGCGUGAUGAACUUGGCAGGAGCUUCUGACGAUGUGUGUAAAGACACAAGUGAGAAGCAGCUGGGUCAGCCAGCUAAGAGUCAGGACUGGGACCAUGAAGAAGACUGGGAAGUUCUUUCUGAGCACCUGGCCUGGGGGGAGGCUGGCAAGACUGGCAGCGUGGAAGACUCCGACAGCAAGGAAUGGGAACAAGGAGACUGCCCUGAUGGGGACUUGAAAGCAAAGAGAGUUGCAGCUGUGCCCCCCAUGUUUCAAAAUCUCCACGUGACUUUCCGAGUGCACUACAUCACCCACUCUGAGGCCCAGCUGAUCGGUGUCACUGGUGACCACGAGUGUCUCGGCCAGUGGCACAGCUAUGUUCCCCUCAAGUACGACAAGGAUGGCUUCUGGUCUGAAUCCAUUAUUCUACCCGUAGACACCAAAGUAGAGUGGAAAUUUAUCUUGGUGGAGAAUGGGAAGGUUAGUCGUUGGGAAGAAUGCGGUAAUAGGACCCUAGUGACUGGAUACGAAGAUCAAAUUGUUCAUCAGUGGUGGGGAUAUCAUUAAUGGGAGUUGGAAAGCUGCCUGUCCAAUGGCAAACCUGGUUAGAUUAUUUACAGAGCCCCUCAACGUUACCCCUCUUCAGUAGAGACAACCUCAGCUGCAGAGCUCUCUAAGUCCUGCGUGGAGCCUGGUUACACUGUGUGAGCAGCAGAUCCCAGCCAUCCCCCUUUAGGAAGACUAUUUGGCAACCUGAAAAAUUCAGCUUGAAACACACUUGGAACAUGUGCAAGGUAGGCUAUGGAGGCACGAGCGGCAUUCCAAGCGGCUGCCUGUCUGGGGAACCUGGACCCUGGGCAUGAGCUGGUGUGGCUUUGACUGGGGCUAUGGGCUGCAUCUUUGUAUCAACUGCUAUGGGCUUCUGAAGAUACUAGGAAGUGUGGUUACCUACACUGUAAUAGAAACUUAAGUGUUUUAACUUAUGCAAUGUAUCCAGUGAGCAAUAAACAUUUUCAGACUGACAGUCCUUUACAACUUGA
Molecule: messenger RNA, 1544 nt
Organism: Columba livia (rock pigeon)
Lineage: Eukaryota; Metazoa; Chordata; Aves; Columbiformes; Columbidae
Gene: STBD1
Product: starch binding domain 1
Exons: 2
Coding region: 16-1071 (351 amino acids)
Cellular component (GO): membrane
Molecular function (GO): starch binding; glycogen binding
Source: RefSeq, a predicted model, not a curated record